CAUGGCGACAAAGGACGGAGCAGACAGCGGCUGUUUUUUUUCCUUCUCGUUUCUUUUGCUGAGAUCACAAUGCCACAAUGCACCAUUCCUGAGGGAUGCGGCAGCGGAACAUCAGCGACAUUGAUCUUUCUCUCGCUUCUCGUGGGCUAUCGACAAGGAAGCUCAGCGCAUUCCUCAACGCAUCUAUACAUCCAGUCGUCUCUUUCUAUACUUUUCUGAUACAAAUUCACUGGGGCGGAUUUGGCAGCCGCCCUUUUCGGCUUCGCUUUCUUCACCAUCGAGCGAGCAAGCGAGUCAGCGAUCAAGGGUUUUCUUGCACGCCCACCGCUCCCCUCUCUUUUCUCUUGGUUAGGCGGGGAGGACAUCAUAGUCACCGUGACACGACGCAACUCAAAAGAAAAAGGUCCAAAAAAAAAUCCAUAAAACGACAAAACAAUCACCGAAAAAAAACUUCGCUUCUUUCCCCCGGUUCAGUUUCUGAUCAACCGAACCAGACUGCCUCGGCAACAGCGUUCCCACCGAUACUCGCUGUUUAAUGGCUGCGCCACCCCAUCCAUCACUUCACGGUCA
Messenger RNA from Parathielavia appendiculata, 570 nucleotides. RefSeq lists its product as uncharacterized. Lineage: Eukaryota; Fungi; Ascomycota; Sordariomycetes; Sordariales; Chaetomiaceae. The transcript has a single exon. Bases 96 to 536 code for a protein of 146 amino acids. The record is from RefSeq and is a predicted model, not a curated record.